Molecule: messenger RNA, 960 nt
Organism: Linum tenue
Lineage: Eukaryota; Viridiplantae; Streptophyta; Magnoliopsida; Malpighiales; Linaceae
Source: the annotation of a GenBank genome assembly
UGCGAAGAUCCGAGAAAAUUGUGGACGGCGUGUAUAUUUGGCGGGGUGCCGCUGAUACCUGCUCGUCUGAUGAUCAACCGAGGAAGUGAAAAUCUGGGAGCCAGAGCCGAAGAUUACCCGCGAGGAAGGCGCGAGGGAGAAUGAGCUAUCUACUGCCGAAUCUGACGAAGAAGAAGCAGGUGGACUCCAUCAUCAGAGAUACAAUCGACAAGGUCCUCGUCCUCCGCUUCGGUCGCGCUUCCGAUGCCCUUUGCCUCCAGCUCGACGACAUUCUGUCUAAAUCUGCGCGCGAGGUCUCCAAAUUCGCAACCGUCGCCGUUGUGGACAUCGAUUCUGAAGAUGUCCAGGUCUACGUCAAGUACUUCGACAUCACAUUGGUUCCUUCCUCGGUUUUCUUCUUCAACGCUCACCACAUGAAGAUGGAUUCUGGGACUGCUGAUCACACCAAAUGGGUUGGUGCAUUUCAUACAAAACAAGACUUCAUUGAUGUCGUUGAGGAAUCGGGUUGGAUGGGCACAUUCGUAGGGAAGCCUGGAAGGUAGCUUCAAACUCAAGAAGCAUAGGCUGUAUUCAGAGGAGCCAUGAAAGGCAAGCUGAUAGUGAGCUGCCCCUUGCCUCCUGAGCGAAUACCCAAGUAUCAGCUGCUGUACAAGGAAAUAUAGGGUUGGCCUCAUUCAGAUUCAUGCAAUACCGGGCUUGUUUUGGAACCUCGUUAUAUAGAUGAUAAUAAUUUGGGUUCUUAGGGGGGGAUAGAAGAUGUGAAAAAUAAAUUUCGUUCCCUCAUGUACCAGAUUCCGUUGUUCAUAAAGCCUUUACAAGUCUCGAACCGACUGCUACAUCUCAACAUGUUUCUGUAUAGGGCGAAACAUGGGCUUGGCCUUCGAUGUGAAUGAAUAUAUUGUUCUCUGUUUCAUGACGGCUCUCAUUGGAUUAUCUAUUCGAUAGGGAUGCAAAUCAGUC